AUGGGAAUGUAAACUAAAUAUUUGAUGGGUACAUUUUUGCUCUUAAAUUUGUUAGCAGAUCUGGACUUUUCUAGAUGAUUCACUCUCACUUUCAUAUUGUCUUUAUCACUGUUGUUUCCCCCCAUUUUCUCCAACACACACUGGAGGAGUCCCUUUUUUAAUAAAUGUAUUACUCACUCCAUAGUAUAAACAAACAGAAUUCCAACUUGAUCUAGUGACAAGCAAACAAAGACUGAAUUCCCUUCGACCUUCAGGCACAGAAGUCCCUAGUGACACUGUGUGCACAGUUUGUACAAAUGUUAGUGUGACUAAGUGUGGGCACGUGCCUUUGUGUGCCGUGGGUGUGCAUGUGGAGGAAGAAGAGACUAUGGCAUGUGCCUAUGUGAGUCUGCACAAGAUGUGUGUAUGCUCAAGACGUGUGCCUGUGGGCUGUGUGGACAGCGUAGUGUGUUGGGGCCCAGGCUGUGAAUGACCAGGCAUGACUGGAGCAUUCACAUCAGUGCUGAUGGGCACUAGGAGUGCUGGAGAUGACAGCCACUGAAUUUCCUUUUUUUGUCCCUUAGUGAAGAAUAUGAGACGGGGUGGAUGCUGAGUGAAGACACUGUUGCCUCUGCUAUGGAGUCAGGUACCUGUGUGAUGCUCCCGCUGGUUUCCUGUCACCACUCGCUGCAGCUCUGGACCCUCCUGCUCCUGGCCUUAACAUGCUCUUCACACGGCGUCUGGUCUCUUCGCUCCCGAAGCCCCCUUGCUCCCCGGCCACUCUGUGCCCGGCGCAGCCCCUCGGCUGCCAGGCCUGUUUGCAUCUGGGACAAGAUCUCACCCCCAGAGAGAGACUCGCGCUUCAUCACACUGCGCCAGCGAUUUCUGACCCCAAAGGAGGGGGAGCUGCGUCAUGCCAUGCGGCUGAGGCGCCAGGCCCCAGGAGCCCGGCCUGCCACCCCCUCUGGGUUUGAGGAGGGGCUGCCUUCAUCCCAGUACCCCUGGGCCAUCGUAUGGGGUCCCACAGUGUCAGAUGAGGAUGGAGGUGACACCAACUCAGCCAAUCCUGGCUUCCCGCCUCUGGGUUACACCUUUGUUUCACCACAUGGGAUGGCAACGGCACAACCCAACUCCCAUUCGCUGCUGCACAAUGCGGGGCUCAACCUGCGGGAGACGCCCGCUACACUGAGACCCUUUUUAUUCGGGCCCCGGGGAGAAGGUGUGGAUCCUCAGCUCUAUGUUACCAUCACAAUCUCCAUCAUUAUUGUCCUAGUCGCCACCGGGAUCAUCUUCAAGUUCUGCUGGGACCGUAAUCAGAAGCGGCGGCGUCACUCUGGGCAGCAGAGUGGAGUGCGGCAACAGGAGAGUCAGCAGCCACUCACAGACCUGUCGCCCACCACAGUCAGCAUCCUGGGACCCUACGGAGACACCCUGGUCCCAACCCCUGAGAUGGAGGAGCCCAGGCAGGUCCAGGAGGGUGUAGAGAAACUGGGGGGCCAGGGGAAAAGCAGGACCUUCCAGCUCAACCGGAUCCCCUUGGUAAAUCUGUGAGACUCGUGGCGCCUGCUUCCACGACCCUUCUGCCGCACCCAGAGAGCGUCCUCGCCUGUUGCCUCUGCUACAUCAGGAACCAGCUACUUGUGCCACAACUUCCCAUUACCACAAUUACCUUAACUGUCCCCAGAUGUGCUCAGGCAAUGGACAGGCGGUGCCUCACUGGCCUCAUGCUGGAGGGGGAGAGGAAGCAUGGGGAUGACAAGAGAGUGGUGUCGGGGGGUGCAAGAGCAGUCAGUGUUGUGAAAUGUUAACCUCCUGACCCUUCCCCAACACACACACAUGCACUUUGGUCUUGGAGAACAACCUGCCAGUGCAUGCCUACCAUGGGGGUAGGGGAGGUGGAGAGGCAAGGGCCUACCCCCAGUCCCAGCCACUCUGUGUGUUCCUUCCUGUGUCGUGUGCUUUGAAGUGUCUUCCGAGGAAGUGGAGCCCACUGAUUGCAGAGUUCCCAGCCUUAGGCAGGGAUUCCAAUGGGCUGGGGGGGGAGUCUUCUGCUAAGGACCCAGGAGCUGGCAACAGCUACUGGUGGUGCUGGGAAGAGCUCACUCAGCUCCUGCCCCCUCCCCUUGGGGAACCUUGUCGCUCCUUCUGUCAGUCCUGUCUUCUUGUUUUCUCUGUCUCCCAGUGCUUCUCCUUCUCGCUUCUUUCUCUGCCUCUUCCUCUGUAUCCCGCUCAGCAUCAUCUGCUCUCUCUCGCUGGGGCUGGCUGCAGAAUAGCUUCCAUGCUCAGCACUUGGAUCUUUUGGACCCCCCUGACCAAGGUUUGGUCCCCCACUCCAAGGUGAUGUUUCCCAAAAGCUGAAGGCAAAAUCCUCUGGCCAUUUUCUAGCACAGCAAGUAUGAAAAACAAUCAGAAGCAAGGUAACUGCCCUGUGUGUAACCCUGAGCAAGUCUUUUAUAGUCAGGGCUACAGCAAAGGAGCUGAAGUACAAUAUAUGGGUGUGGGUGGCUGCACAGAACCUUUGCUGGGAACUGUGGGAUUGGCUAGGCAAGGGGAAAAGUGGCUUGCAUUUAGCAAAGGUCCACUAGAAGGCUCAGCUGGAAGAAGCAUUCCAAAUGGGGCGAGGAAAGGCCAGUGAAGGCAGGGAGGGACUGAUGGCAGAGAAGACAAAGAACCCACUCAUCCCAUAUGCCAAAAGAGAGCAGUUCAUAAGCCACACAUGAGAGUGUUGUGAGGGUGCAGACUGUGCACAGGAGAGACCAAGAGAGAAGGGCAGGCAGAAGUGGGAUAUUCAUGGGUGAGCAGGGUGAGGUUGAAUACCGAGGACACAAUGGCUAUGUUGUCUCUGCCAGAAAAUAUGUGUUGGCAUGAUCCUAGAGGAAACAAAGUUCUGGAUUCUCUGCCAUGAUGGAGUUAGUUGAUGUCAACUAUUGGUUGGGGGAAUAGCUCGGGAUGUAAGUGACUAGUCACUUCUCUGAGGGAGCAGGAGCUGGUGCUGGGGGGAGCUAGCUUAAAAGUCACGGGCUGGGGAGGCAGAGGUGCAGGGGGGACUGGGCGCGAGCCAGGACUCAGCUGUCGCAGUUCAUGCCCAGUCCCCCACAGUGCUCUUACUACAUUUAAAAAGUAGAGGCACAGUGUCUGGGACCAGACACGAGCCAGGGCAGCUGAGUCCCGGAUCAUGCCUGGUCGCCUGCUGCACCUCUGCUUUUUAAAUGAGCUGCUCUUACUACAUUAAAAGACAGAGAUGCAGCAGGGCUAGCUCACGGGGCCGGGAGCUAACUCCACUGCAGGUCUGCAGCCCCCCCCC
Molecule: messenger RNA, 3283 nt
Organism: Pelodiscus sinensis (Chinese soft-shelled turtle)
Lineage: Eukaryota; Metazoa; Chordata; Testudines; Trionychidae
Source: RefSeq, a predicted model, not a curated record